Molecule: messenger RNA, 1474 nt
Organism: Pygoscelis adeliae (Adelie penguin)
Lineage: Eukaryota; Metazoa; Chordata; Aves; Sphenisciformes; Spheniscidae
Gene: PSMD3
Product: proteasome (prosome, macropain) 26S subunit, non-ATPase, 3
Exons: 12
Coding region: 20-1210 (396 amino acids)
Biological process (GO): ubiquitin-dependent protein catabolic process; regulation of protein catabolic process
Cellular component (GO): proteasome regulatory particle, lid subcomplex; proteasome complex
Molecular function (GO): protein binding; enzyme regulator activity
Source: RefSeq, a predicted model, not a curated record
CGCCUUCCUGGAGGAGUCCAUGGACACGGAAGCAGAGCUGCAGUUUCGCCCGCGGAUGGGGAAGGCGGCCUCAGCCCCUCUCUUGCCAGAAGUGGAGACCUACCUCCAGCUGCUUCUCGUCAUCUACCUGAUGAACAGCAAGCGAUACCCGGAGGCUCAGAAAGUGUCCGACGACCUGAUGCAGAAGAUCAGUUCCCAAAACCGCCGGGCCCUUGACCUGGUGGUGGCAAAAUGUUAUUACUACCACUCCCGCAUCUACGAAUUCCUGAAUAAACUCGACGUGGUCAGGAGCUUCCUGCACGCCCGGCUACGGACGGCCACGCUGCGCCACGAUGCGGACGGGCAGGCCACCCUCCUGAACCUGCUGCUGAGGAACUAUCUCCACUACAACCUCUAUGACCAAGCAGAAAAGCUCGUCUCCAAGUCCGUGUUUCCCGAGCAGGCCAACAACAACGAGUGGGCUCGGUACCUCUAUUACACAGGGCGCAUCAAGGCCAUCCAGCUGGAGUACUCGGAGGCACGGAGGACCAUGACGAACGCCCUGCGGAAGGCACCGCAGCACACGGCCGUCGGCUUCAAGCAGACGGUGCACAAGCUGCUCAUCGUGGUGGAACUGCUGCUCGGGGAGAUCCCGGACAGGCUCCAGUUCAGACAACCCUCCCUCAAGCGGUCGCUCAUGCCCUACUUCCUCCUGACUCAGGCCGUCAGGACCGGGAACCUGGCCAAGUUCAACCAAGUCCUCGAUCAGUUUGGGGACAAGUUCCAGGCCGACGGCACCUACACCCUGAUCAUUCGUCUGAGGCACAACGUCAUCAAGACGGGUGUCCGUAUGAUCAGCCUCUCCUAUUCCCGCAUCUCCCUGGCCGAUAUUGCCCAGAAGCUGCAGCUGGACAGUCCGGAGGAUGCGGAGUUCAUUGUCGCCAAGGCCAUUCGGGACGGCGUGAUCGAGGCCAGCAUUAACCACGAGAAGGGCUACGUCCAGUCGAAGGAAAUGAUCGAUAUCUACUCCACCCGGGAGCCCCAGCUGGCGUUUCACCAGCGCAUCUCUUUCUGCCUCGACAUCCACAACAUGUCCGUCAAGGCCAUGAGGUUCCCACCCAAAUCUUACAACAAGGACUUGGAAUCUGCAGAGGAGCGCCGGGAGCGCGAGCAGCAGGACCUGGAGUUCGCAAAGGAGAUGGCAGAGGACGAUGACGAUGGUUUUCCGUGACCCUCUGGCCUGGCUCUAUUUUUUUUUUUUUAUUUGUCCCUAGGGAAGAUGCUGUCUCAGCGGAGCUCCCUCUCGCAGCCCCCGUCCGCCUUUCUUUUAUAAACGCCUGCAUGUCUGUACGGUGGGAGGGGGACAGGGGGGUUCCCUGGGCCCGCAGCCGCAGGCCCUGCUCUGCCGCACCCCUGCCGCCCGCGGCGGGAACCCCCUUGCCCAAUAAACAAACAUUCUUUUAAGGUUGCUUGUGGUCACGGUCGUUGCUGCGCC